Molecule: messenger RNA, 2001 nt
Organism: Juglans microcarpa x Juglans regia
Lineage: Eukaryota; Viridiplantae; Streptophyta; Magnoliopsida; Fagales; Juglandaceae
Product: UDP-glucuronate 4-epimerase 6
Exons: 1
Coding region: 265-1644 (459 amino acids)
Source: RefSeq, a predicted model, not a curated record
CCAGCCAAUACCAACCCCAACCCAAUCUCUCUCUCUCUCUCUCUCUCUCUCUCUCUCUCCCCCCUUAUAUUAACCUUUCCACACUCUUCACAACUUCAGGGCUCAACCUCAAAAUCCAGCUCUCCCAAACUCAAACUCAAAUACACAGAUACAUAACACUUUUGAGUCCUUUCACUCUCUCAAUCUCCUCUUUCUUUCUUCCCUUCUGACACAACCAAACCAAAAAGAAAAACACACCCAAAAAAGAAAGAAAUAAAUUAAGCUAUGCAGAUGGCUUCUCCUCCAGACACAAGCAAGACCAUAAAGCUAGAGCGCUACAACAGCUAUCUCCGCAGAGUAAACAGCACAAAACUCCUCAAUGCCUCCUCCAAGAUCUUGUUCCGAGCCACUCUCCUCAUCGCCCUCGCCCUCAUCUUCUACUUCACCCUCAAUUACCCUCCCCUCAUUUCCGAUGCUACUCCUGGCCGCCAUCUCCACACUCACCACAACUUCCUCUCCUCCGCCCUCUACGGCCCCCGCGCCGGUGGCCCCGCCUGGGAGAAGCAGGUCCGCCACUCCUCCACCCCCCGCCGUCCUAACGGAAUGUCCGUCCUCGUCACCGGAGCCGGUGGAUUCGUUGGCUCUCACUGUUCCCUCGCCUUGAAGAAACGCGGCGAUGGCGUCCUUGGCCUCGACAACUUCAACGACUACUACGAUCCGUCGUUGAAGCGCGCGAGACAGGCGUUGUUGCUCAAACACCAAGUCUUCAUCGUCGAAGGAGAUUUGAACGAUGGCCCAUUGCUCACCAAGCUCUUCGACGUCGUUCCCUUCACCCACGUCCUCCACCUAGCUGCCCAAGCCGGGGUUCGCUACGCCAUGCAGAACCCACAAUCCUACGUGAGCUCCAACAUUGCCGGGUUCGUGAAUCUAUUGGAAGUGGCGAAGACGGUGAAUCCUCAACCCGCAAUUGUUUGGGCCUCGUCCAGCUCCGUCUACGGCCUCAACACCGAAAACCCAUUCUCCGAAUUGCACCGGACUGACCAGCCGGCAAGUCUCUACGCCGCCACCAAGAAAGCUGGGGAAGAAAUCGCUCACACCUACAACCAUAUCUACGGGCUCUCCCUCACUGGCUUAAGGUUCUUCACCGUGUACGGGCCUUGGGGUAGACCAGACAUGGCGUACUUCUUCUUUACAAAGGACAUCUUGCACGGUAAGGCCAUUGACAUAUACCAGACACAGGACGAGAAGGAGGUGGCGCGUGACUUCACGUACAUCGACGACGUCGUGAAAGGCUGUCUAGGGGCGUUGGAUACGGCCGAGAAGAGCACUGGAAGCGGCGGGAAGAAGCGGGGACCGGCGCAGCUGAGGAUCUACAACCUCGGGAACACGUCGCCGGUGCCGGUCGGAAAGUUAGUGUCCAUAUUGGAGGGGUUGCUGAGCACCAAGGCCAAGAAGCACGUGAUCAAGAUGCCGAGGAAUGGGGACGUUCCCUACACCCAUGCCAAUGUGACCUUGGCUUUCAGGGACUUCGGUUACAAGCCCAGCACGGAUUUGGCCACCGGAUUGAGAAAGUUUGUCAAAUGGUAUGUAAAUUAUUAUGGGAUUCAGUCGAAGGUAAAGAAGCAAACCAGCGUCGGCAAUGAGCAUACUGAAGAAUCCGAUUGAUGAUAAUCAUCUUCGAAACCAGACUUUUUAUUUUUUGUCGAAUCAAAAUCCUGUUUUUUUUUUUCCCAUUUAAUUUGGUUAAGUUAUUGCCGUGGUCUUUAAAUGUGUCGGAUCAAAUUGUUGAAGCUGUUCUUGAUGUAAAAUAUAGAUAUAGAUUUGUUACAGGAGGACGAUGCAGCAGAGAAAGAGAGAAAAAGGGGAAGCUGUACGUGAGAGAGAGAGAGAGAGAGAGAGGAAAAGUGUAGAUCUGUGAACUGGGGUUGUUGUUGUAAUAAUGUCGGUGGGAUCUGCCAGAAAGGUUGCAGAUAUCAGCCGAUGGAUUGAUAUAAAAAGAAAGAAACAAAGAAAUUUGUGAAA